UUUCCCGGGAAAAUACUCCACGUGUCAUGUGUCAAGUUACUCCAUGCAUGAUUAAAUAUUUCCGUUCUUAAUCGAUCGUUUAUACUCAAAUUUUAGUUCUACUAAAAAUAUUAAAGUCUGUCUAGCGGGAACUAAAGAAGUGACAAAUUUAAAAAUUCACCGUUGAGCUCGUUAAUUUAAUUAUGCUAAAAUACUCAACUUUAUGACAAUGAUUGCGGUUAUAUUAGUUUUUAUUGCGUGUUGUAGUAAUGUCAUUUUCUUGGAACAUAUCAUCAAGGAGGUGCCACAGAGUGGUAAUCUGAUCACUUUAUCCCAGUUUUUAUUUAUUGCUGUUGAAGGAUUAAUAUUUACCAUAAAAUUUGGCUCUGAGAAACCAGUCAUUCCAAUUAAGAAUUAUAUAACUUUGGUGACAAUGUUUUUAGUUGUGAGUGUCAGUGGAAACUAUGCUCAUUCCUUUAACAUUCCAAUGCCUUUACAAAUGAUUUUUCGAUCUGGUUCAUUAAUAGCAAAUAUGCUGAUGGGUUUUUUGAUUUUAAACAAAAGGUAUGAGAUGAGCAAGUAUAUUUCCGUCAUCAUUAUUACAACUGGAAUUUCACUCUUCACUAUAGCAUCUAGUAGAAAUGUUAGUAUUAAAUGGAUUAAUAAAAUUUUUAGAAUAAUUCACAUUAAAAAAAAUAAAGAUUUAAAUUCAAAUUUUUCCAUUGAAUAUUACUUGUUUAUAUACAGGGUGCAGCAGAUUAACCUGAUGGUUUUUAAAUUCGAAUAACAUGCAAGUUAUGCAAUUAUGCUAAAUUAAUUUAACAUCAACUCACAUUUAACCUCAAAGCAUUCAACAUAGGAUUUAUAAAUAAUCAUGUUUUGAAUAUUGUGGCCAUCUGUUGUCUACACAUUCUUACAAUCAUUUCCCUAAAACUGUGCAUGACUUUUUUGUAACAUUUCAGAGGAAUUGCUGUUGCUUCAUCUCUGAUGUUUCAUUUCAACUCUGCCACAACAUUGUCUUGUCCUGUUGAAACUACAGAUUCUAGUAUUCAACAUCACACUGACAAAAGUUCAGUUCAACUAAGUUGUGAAGCCUUUGAAUGUAGCAAGCUGAAUUUAUUGUCACAGCCCCUCUUUCUUUUUGAAGAAAUACAGACCAAACAUUCUAAGUUGCUACAUCACAACAAUUAAUGUUUUUGACACUGUAUAAAGGUUGCUACCAUAACUCAUGAGGGUUCUUAUAAAACAAAAUGUAUUUUUUAUUAUUUUAUGCUAAUUUCAAUUGUUAUUAAAUGGCUUUGAGUUAAAAAAUAUAUAUACUCAACCCUGCUAUGGUUUCAGUUACAGCUGUAUUUAAAAACCAGGUUAAUCUGCUACAAUUCUGUAAUAUAUAUAGUAGAGCAUCGAUUAUCCGAAUCAAUUGGGGACUCGGGUUGUUCAGAAAAUCGAUUUUUUCGGAUAACCGAUUAUGUACGAAAAAAUAUAUUAACCUAUCCCAUGUUGAAAUUUGUUCAAAUCAUGGCACGUCCUUAGUUUCAUGGACGUGACAUUGCUGCCAGCUAAAACUCACACACCAACAAAAAUAAUAUUGGAGUAGCCCAAGACAUAGCUAAAGAUUGCAGUGCCACAGCACUAGCGGAAAUUUAAAUUUGCUGACUGGAAAGCUUUCUUUUGAUUGACAUUUAGAUAAUCGAUGCUCUACUGUUGUUUUAUUUUCAUACAUCAAAUGAAGUUUUUCAGAGCAUUUGACUCUGACUUGUAAUUAUUCUAAGAAAAAUACAUUAUCUUUUGGCAUUACAGAAUUUAAUAAAUUAAUGAUAAUAUAAGUACUUUUGAUAACAUAUUGUUAUUUUCAUCAGGCUUACAAAGAUUUUAAAUUUAGAACACAUUUUUAAAUACAUUUGAAUUUUAUGAUUUUAAUGGUAAUCUAAUCUUUAAUA
Molecule: messenger RNA, 1919 nt
Organism: Centruroides sculpturatus (bark scorpion)
Lineage: Eukaryota; Metazoa; Arthropoda; Arachnida; Scorpiones; Buthidae
Product: UDP-xylose and UDP-N-acetylglucosamine transporter-like
Exons: 5
Coding region: 203-766 (187 amino acids)
Biological process (GO): transmembrane transport
Cellular component (GO): endoplasmic reticulum membrane; Golgi membrane
Molecular function (GO): UDP-xylose transmembrane transporter activity; UDP-N-acetylglucosamine transmembrane transporter activity
Source: RefSeq, a predicted model, not a curated record